Pisolithus orientalis is the source of this 477-nucleotide messenger RNA. RefSeq lists its product as uncharacterized. NCBI's taxonomy places the organism in Eukaryota, Fungi, Basidiomycota, Agaricomycetes, Boletales, Pisolithaceae. The record is from RefSeq and is a predicted model, not a curated record. The transcript has 5 exons. Bases 1 to 477 code for a protein of 158 amino acids.
AUGGUAAUACUGUAUCCGCCACUCAAGCUCAACAUGCAAAUAUCGGCGGACGCCUUGGCAUUGGAGGAUGCGGAAUUAUCGAGACUACGUGUCUGGGUCAGACCUGUCCUCGAGCACCGCAUUUCUUUCGUUGGCGAAUUGAAAUCAUGGAUGCGUGUCGCGGAGUUCAUCGGAACUACGGGAAGACUCCUCAUUUUCCAGUGGCUUUGCUUUGGUACGGCUCUGUUUGACGCGGCAGUAGUUUUACCUCCCGCCAAUGUGCAGAAUCGUCGGGACCGGAGACGUAUCUGCUACUGCCCUCGGACCCUUCCCCUGUGCGCUAGUCGGUGGUAUUCGGAAUACUUCCCGCUCUUGUCCAACGCAAAAGCUACAUCUUUGAGUCUGUUUACCCAUGGAACCCAGGCGUUCUUCGCCCGCCACCCCACCAAAGAAAGUCGACGGAUAAUUUGGUCAGGUGUAGAGACGAAAGAACACUAG